AUGGGCCCGUCUGAGGAGCCGUGCUUGGGCGGGACCGCUGCGUGCAAUUUCAUCAAAUCUCACGUGGACUCCAGCAGUGUUGAUUCCCUCUUCUAUGCUGCACAGUCCAUCCGGGUCCUCUCUGGCUGUGAGGUUACCAUUUCAAAUGAGACCAGAGAGCUGCUGCUCGCAGCUGUCAGUGAGGAUUCCUCAAUCACCCAGAUCUUCCACGCCGUCGGGGCCCUGAGUGGCUUUGGCCUUCCUUUAGCAUCUCAGGAAGCACUUAGUGCUCUUACUGCUCGUCUGAGCAAAGAAGAAAAUGUACUGGCAACCAUCCAGGCUUUGGAGACAGCAUCAUACUUGUCUCAGCAGGCAGAUCUGAGCAGCAUUGUUGAGGAGAUAGAGGAUCUCGUGGCUCGCCUGGAUGACUUGGGUGGAGUUUACCUGCAGUUUGAAGAAGGAAUCGAGACCACUGCACUGUUCGUUGCUGCUGCCUAUAAGCUGUCAGACCACGUGGGUACGGAGCCAGCGAUGAAGGAGGAUCAAAUUAUCCAGUUGAUGAAUGCAAUUUUUAGCAAGAAAAACUUUGAGACGCUCUCAGAGGCUUUCAGCAUUGCUUGUGCUGCAGGUUCUUUAUCCCGGAACCGCUACCACUUACCCGUCAUCAUUGUCCCCGAUGGGCCCUCAGCCGUGUCUCACCAUCAGCCCAUACUCAGGCUACAAGUGACUGAUGUUAUGUCACAGCCACUGACUCAAGCUUCCGUAAAGCUUGACUAUGCCAAGGCUGCAUCUAGCAAAGCCACUGUCCUUCAACAGACAGCAUUUGCUCUGUCAGGAGACGUCUUUGAGCUGAACUUCAUGAGUGUGAAACCUGCCAGUGGGUAUUAUGAUUUCUCUAUCAGUGUUGAUGGAGAUAAGCGAUUUAUUGCCAACAAAGUUGAGCUGAAAGUAAAAGUUUCCACGGAAGUUGGGAUUACCAAUGUAGAUCUUUCUACUGUGGAUAAAGAUCAGAGCAUUGCGCCAAAAACAACCAGGGUAGCGUACCCAGCCAAAGCCAAGGGCUCCUUCACUGCUGACAGCCAUCAGAACUUUGCUUUAUCCUUCCAACUGAUAGAUGUGAACAGUGGAGCUGAACUCAUCCCUCACCAGACUUUUGUGCGACUUCACAACCAGAAGACUGGCCAGGAGGUGGUGUUUGUUGCAGAACCAGAUAGCAAGAAUGUCUACAAGUUUGAGCUGGACACCUCUGAAAGAAAGACUGAAUUUGACUCUGCCUCUGGUACCUACACUCUUUACCUGAUCAUUGGAGAUGCCACUCUGGAAAAUCCAAUCCUGUGGAAUGUGGCUGAUGUUGUUAUCAAAUUCCCAGAAGAGGAUGCACCAUCCGCAGUCCAAUCAAAGAACCUCUUUGUUCCCAAACCUGAAAUCCAGCACCUCUUCAGGGAACCGGAGAAGAGGCCUCCCACUGUGGUAUCUAACACUUUCACAGCACUGAUUCUCUCUCCCCUGCUUUUGCUGCUCAUUCUGUGGAUAAAGAUAGGUGCCAACAUCUCCAACUUCAGCUUUGCUCCCAGCACCAUUGUUUUUCACAUGGGACAUGCUGCGAUGUUGGGACUCAUGUAUGUCUACUGGACUCAGCUCAACAUGUUCCAGACUCUGAAGUACUUGGCCAUUUUGGGUGGUGUCACGUUCCUGGCAGGCAACAGGAUGCUAGCUCAGAAGGCAGUAAAAAGGACACACUAGUACCAGAAGAAUGGAAGAAAUGGGGAAAAACAAAGCAAAUGCCUUCAGAACAGAAGUGAAUAAAUAACUGAAAGAAUAGAAGAAGAAGGCAGAAGCAGAUUUUUUUUGUAUUGAGUUGAAAGGGUGCCAGUAAUACUUUUUUAAAAAUCUGAUUUUUGUUGUUGUGUUCAUGCUAUUUGAGUGCUUUUCAUAUGAAUCUGGAAAAUCCUUUCUUCCCUGGAUCCUCCUCCCUUUUUUCUCCCAGGAUGUUUGAAUUUCCUUCAGAAAAUGAGGAAAAAAGAAAGUAUAGUUCUGCCUUUCCCCAGGUGCUGUCUCCUCAAUUUGUGAAUAAAGAGGA
Messenger RNA from Apaloderma vittatum (bar-tailed trogon), 2059 nucleotides. It is a transcript of the gene RPN2, whose product is annotated as ribophorin II. The coding region runs from base 1 to 1722 and encodes 573 amino acids. Gene Ontology annotation, biological process: protein N-linked glycosylation. The transcript is spliced from 16 exons. Gene Ontology annotation, cellular component: membrane; oligosaccharyltransferase complex. The record is from RefSeq and is a predicted model, not a curated record. Lineage: Eukaryota; Metazoa; Chordata; Aves; Trogoniformes; Trogonidae.